Messenger RNA from Silurus meridionalis, 4529 nucleotides. RefSeq names its product high-affinity lysophosphatidic acid receptor-like. The transcript has 3 exons. Bases 990 to 2099 code for a protein of 369 amino acids. Gene Ontology annotation, cellular component: membrane. Gene Ontology annotation, molecular function: G protein-coupled receptor activity. Gene Ontology annotation, biological process: G protein-coupled receptor signaling pathway. The record is from RefSeq and is a predicted model, not a curated record. NCBI's taxonomy places the organism in Eukaryota, Metazoa, Chordata, Actinopteri, Siluriformes, Siluridae.
UAUACAUUCUGAAGACGGGAAUACAUUUUUUUUAAAUCCAAGAAUUUAAUGCAAACUCUAUAAUGUUUAAAGUACAAUUGGAAAGGCUAUUUCGGACUAACAGUGAUGGAAAUUGGGUCAUUUGACUCAUCAAGUCUCUUCAACAACCAUUUUUUAAAUUUUAUUAAACGUAAAAAGUUUAUUUUUUAUAUCUGUCUGUCCUUCACUAUUAACAUUUAUUCGCCUUUUAUAACACAAACAAAUACAGUGUAAAAUACAAUGAAAUACAAGGAAAAGAGCAUUGCUUUCAUUUGAUAAAAACGACUCACGAAUCGGUUCUCCUAAAGAGUCGGUUCAUUGUCUCGAUACAGCACUGUUUUCGGGGAUUGUGAGCGUUUGUGCAGAUGAUCGAGAGGUAUUAGUUGCUAAACAAAAGCAUUUCGGUGAGACGAAUUGCAAAAUAAAAAUAUAUUACAAACCAAUUUUAUAGUAUUGUAUUAAAAAAAUUAUUUUGACGAUCAGAAAUGCAUGUGACGAACCCGGCGCGUGCUGCCGUGUGUUGUGUGCGGCGCGCGCAUCCUCUUUGAUCCCGAUGCAGCCGGGAAGCACGCGCGGUUCAUGUGGAGGAAUGAUCGAACCAGAAACGUCCGCGUUUCCCGUCUGUCUGUUUUGUCGUCUAUUUUCGUUUAUUUUAAUCGGAAAAUUGAACUCGAUGUUAAACUGACCGAACUGUCGCCUUGUUCAAAGGCGGGGGAGGCGCACGCCAGCGGCAGACUCCCAAAAUCACUAGCGCGAAUAGAUACAGCUGGUGCGCAUCUUUGCUUUCAGACCUCUGCCUCUUCGGAUGGAGAACUCUGCGUUCUCAGAUCAUCCUCCAUAAUGCGGUUGUUGAUCAGCAUCAGCAUAGACAGACAGCACUGCAUCGCUUCAUGAUGCAGAAGAAUGGAAAUUAUAUACAAGGAAGCAGACUGGAUUAAAACUGCUUCUGUUCUCCUGCCACCUUUUCCAUCAUGAUGGUCUGCAACAUCAGUUCAGGAUGUGGUCUACCAGAACAUCACAUGCUCAACUAUGUUACAAAUGUCACUGGACUUCAGGAAACCUCCAACUUGCCUUUACCUGUCAGCCUGAAGAUCGUGCUGUCUGUUAUAAUGGUGGUCAUCAUCGCCACCGGUUUUCUCGGAAAUGCCAUUGUCUGCCUUGUAGUUUAUCAAAAGCCGGCAAUGCGCUCUGCCAUCAAUCUCUUACUAGCCACACUGGCUUUCAGUGACAUCAUGCUCUCGCUCUUCUGCAUGCCUGUUACUGCUGUUACCGUGGUGUCCGACGACUGGUGUUUUGGACUGGACUUUUGCCGCAUCACGCUCGUGCUCUAUUGGCUCUUUGUUUUGGAAGGCGUGUCCAUCCUGCUGAUCAUCAGUGUGGACCGCUUCCUCAUCAUCGUGCAGCGGCAAGACAAGCUGACCCCGAGUCGCGCUCGCCUGCUCAUCACCGCUUCCUGGUUUUUCUCCUUCUGCUUGGCAUUGCCUGCUGCUGGCAGCGUGCCAACACUUAAAGCUUCACGCUGCGUUUUGGGCUACAUUGAGUCCCCAAACCGUGGCUACACACUGCUGAUGGUCAACGCAGUCUUUUUCGUGCCUGUGAGCGUCAUGCUGGUGUCCUAUUUGAGGAUCUUGAACACGGUGCGCCGCAACGCCUUGCGCGUCCACAACCAUACCUUCCCGGAACAUGGAGGAAAAGUGAGUUUGCCGGUUCUACGGCGCCCCCCGCAGCUCAAUGUGGACAUGAGCUUCAAGACCCGCGCCUUCAGCACAAUCCUUAUCCUUUUUGUCGGCUUUUCAGUGUGCUGGCUGCCUCACACGGUGCUUGGCCUCUUGGUUGCUUUUAAUCAGAAAUUCUACACGAGUGGCGAGUUUUACGCAGCAAGCGUUGGCGCGCUGUGGCUCAGCUACGUGAAAGCCGUGUUCAACCCCGUGGUGUACUGCUGGAGGAUCCGCAAGUUCCGCGAGGCCUGUGACGAAUUUGUGCCCAGGAGCUUCAGGAUGCCCAGGCUGAGGGCACGUGGCGGGCCCAGGGUUCGACCCUGCAGCAUCUACGUCUGUGCUGAGAGCCAGUCGGCCAUGUGACGCUUUGCCAGACAAGCUGUUGCUUCAAAUCAAUCAUUUAUUUUUCUUUGGAAACCUCUUUACCUGGACAGGGUAACGGUGGAUCUGGAGCCCAUCCAGGACACACAUGGUUGGACUAUACCCUGAAUGAUAAAAAAAAAAAAAAAGUCCAUAGCAGUGCUCAUACACACACAUUCACAUACUUAUCAACCCUUAGGGGCAGUUUAUCGAAGGCAGGCUACCUACCAACAUGUGAAUUGGAGGUGACAGGAAGUACAGAGUACAGAUGUAACUCAGGACUGAACCGGGGACCCUGGAGCAGUGAGGCGCUACACACAACCAGAUACUUCUAAUAUAAGCUGUUAAGCUGUUUCUAUAUAUACAAAUAAUUAAGCUGCUAGAAAUUCACAUUUGACCUGGUCUGGUUUAACCAAAAGUAUCACAGUGCAAAGGUCACUUUUUAUUUCAUAUCUUUUUGAAUAUUUCAUAUGUGACAAAGGUUUAAAUCAGGCCUUUUUUUCUAUUUCGUCAGUUCAGAAUUAUAUUUAUAGCAAAACGUAAUGAUGCAACUGCGACAUUUCGGUUUUGUAACUUGUCUAUAUUUCCCGAUAAGCCUCAGUGAAACAACCAAGCCACUUUAUGAAAAACUAUCCAGUAUUUUGAGCGUACGUGACCAGUUGAAAAGUUUACAGAUCGCUUUUUAAAGAGAAAUAUUUUCUCAUAAUGUAGAAUUCUACAGUAAAUAUUUGUAAACCCUUUGCCUUUAACUAACACCAAUAAUAUUGAACCUCAAUGUAAUAUGUGGCUCUGCAAAGCCCAUAAUCUUGCACAUUUCUUUUUUCAAUUUUCUUUUUUAUAUAUGCCAGGUGCACACACUGCCUUCUUCAGGUCUGGAGACUGAAAGGCACAGCACAACAUUGAGAAUUUAUCUGCCUUGUGUUUCCAACUGCUGUUUCCUUAAACAAUAUGGUACACCAGUUCUCUUUCUUUCUUUUUUUGGAAAUCAAUGCAAAUUAUAAUUGAAGAUUUUAAUUCAACUUUUUUAAAUGAACUUUUUUUCCCAUAUAAAAGCAGUAAUACAAAAUUUGCCUUUGGUUCCAAGUUAAGUGCAUAACAGAAAUAUACACCUGAUGAUAACUUCGAUACUCAGUUAUACUCAUGUUAAUAUAUUGCAUCCAGCCCUAACCAAACAAACACGGGUGCAAGGGCCUGCUGAUGAAACUGAGCCUUAAAUGACUUGUCUCCAGUUAGUCCACUCUACUCGGUAAAGGAAAAAUCCACCCUAAACAACUUCCAUAUUAAUAUAUAUAUAUAUAUAUAUAUAUAUAGUUAACCUCCAAACUUUGUGUUGGUGUCAAAGAUUGAGGUUGAUAUUGAGGUUCUUUCACAGAGUUCUAUAGUAUUCACAUUCUGUACAUGCUGUAAUGCUUUAGCCCUUUGUUGUAUCCAGCUCUCUGACCUGCUCAUCUGUACACUGUUCAGCAGAUUCAAAUAUUACAACUUUCUAAAACAUCACCACGCUCUUUAUCUUGUAGCCGAGUCUCGGCCGUAAUUCGGUGCAACUCCAGUGAUUUACUAGUUUUCAUUAAUAUGACACGGAACUUUGCUUGAAAAUGUGAAAAUACAAGCUUUUUUUUUUAAGGAGUUAAGAGAAAAAAACCUGCUGGCUUUGACUUUUUUUUUUUUUUUUUUUAACCUCCUUCCGAUCUUCCAUCUUUACAGUAGAGCAGCACAGAACUGCUGAUUUUAACCUCACUAGAUUUGUUGAAGACGUCAGAAACAUUGCACCAUAAUAGCCGUUUUAGGGUGGAGUCUUCCUUUACAGUUGCUAUUGGACAAGCUGCAAGACACGGAUAUUUGUAAAUAUUUAACAGCUGUGUAUUAAAAGAUGCACAAAAGCUCACCAUUAACAUAAGCAGUCAUGUUUAUUAAAAUGGACAUCUUUACAUUUUGUACAUUCCAACUACACGGCCAUCGAUUUACAAAGCGACAAACCAUUAUAAAUACAGUAUGUACACACGAGUAGAUAUGCAUUUAUAAAAUACUCGAGCAGGUAGAAAGAUGCAGACAGAUUCCAUCCGCAGGGUGUUCGGUCAGAAGGCUGUAGUUAGAUGCAUUCGUGUAAUCAACAAGAGGAAUUUAGAGUUCAUGUAUAAGACCAGGUUGUGUUGCAUGAUGAAAUUCAGGGCCGGGCUUGGUAAAAAAAAAAAAAAACACGUGUUGAUGUGUCAAAAUCAUUGUGAAACUCCAGUGCUUUUGGAGAUCCAGGCCCUGUAUUAAUGAACUUGUCAGACAAUCACACAGAUUUGAUGUUAAAAGACAUGUGAAAUUGUUAUUUCCAUUUUUUCCUUCACUGUAUUUCAUUUGUCCUGCUGUCUAUGCAUAACACUUUUUGUUUGUACAGUGAAAUCUGCACAUAUAUACAUCCAAUAAAAGCUGAGCCUGAACCAG